This is a messenger RNA of Thunnus maccoyii (southern bluefin tuna), 3773 nucleotides long. It is a transcript of the gene nexn, whose product is annotated as nexilin (F actin binding protein). Gene Ontology annotation, molecular function: cell-cell adhesion mediator activity. Gene Ontology annotation, cellular component: axon; plasma membrane. The coding region runs from base 211 to 2832 and encodes 873 amino acids. The record is from RefSeq and is a predicted model, not a curated record. Gene Ontology annotation, biological process: axon guidance; dendrite self-avoidance; homophilic cell-cell adhesion. The transcript is spliced from 15 exons. NCBI's taxonomy places the organism in Eukaryota, Metazoa, Chordata, Actinopteri, Scombriformes, Scombridae.
CGGCACACCGGCACAUAACCAGCAACCAGUCGACUAGUGCACCGAGUGGUCGCAUCUUGGAUUGUCCCACUUCACUUGAAUUUCACUCCUUCUGGUUUAUAUCUACCCAAAGGAUUUAAAAAAAAAAAUCAAAACCAGGAGGACGACAGCACACUAAAAAGGUAACAUUUAAACAGAGCCUGUUUGUCAACUUGUCAUUGUGGUACAAACAUGACUGAGGUGGCGCAGGUUGUGGCUGCAGUCGCCCACGACGUGGAUGAGGUAGAAAAUGAAAAUGAACACAACAUGAGUGACACAGAAAACAAGGACGUUGAUGUGACACAUGAGAAAGAGGAUGUGGCAGACAAUGAAAAGGUUGCAGCUGAGGAGGAAAGUGAGAAGACAUCACACACAGAAGACAAAAAGCCUUGCCAGAAGACUGAUGAAGCAAGCAACGAGGCUGACAAGACAUACAUGAACGGUGUGGAACACAAAGAAGAUGACACAGCCAAUGAUGAUGAAAAUGAAAAAUCAGCAGCUGUUAAUGGUGUAGGAAAGGACACAGAGGACAAGGAGAAUGCACAACCUGACACAAAUGAUGACCCGAGUAUUUCUGAAUUGGAGCUUAAAAAAGAGAAACUCCUCAGAUCCAGAAAGCCGGUGGCCAGAAGCUAUGUGCCCAGUGUGAACAAAGGGAAGGGGGACGUGACUGGCAAGUUUGAGGCCAUGCAGAGGGCCAGGGAUGAGCGCAGCCGGCAGAGGAACAAGGAGGAGCAGGAAAAGAGGAGGGAGCAAUACAUCAAGGAGAGAGAGUGGAAUCGCAGGAAGCAGCAGAUAAAAGAACUUCUCGCUUCCAGUGAUGAGGAAGAAGAUGUGAAGCCAGCGAAAGUAGAAAAAUCCUACGUCCCCAAAAUCACAGGUAGUGUGAAGGGGAAGUUUGCAGAAAUGGAAAAACAAAGACAAGAGGUGGAAAGGAAGAGGAUGGAAAGUGAGAGGAAGAAGAGGGAGGCCCAGGACAAGAUGGAAAAAGACAAAAUUAAGAAAGAAUUGGCUAAGAAAGCAGCUGAGGAAGGAGAUGACACAAUCCUGGUACGAGUGGUUCCAGCAAAGUCAUCUCGACCUCCGGGCAAAAUCAAGAUGAACUUUGAGGACAUGGAGAAGAAUCGAGAGGAGGAAUUGCAGAAGAAGGCUGAGGAGGAAAAGAAGAGACGAUACGAUGAAAACAGACGCUCCUUCAGGGAGGCCAAGCGACGCUCUAUUGUUCCAGAGGAUGAAGACGAGAAGGUGUCAGAGAAGGUGCAGGUAACUCCUGGAAAGCUGAAGAUGACAUUUGAGGAGCUGGAGAAGGAAAGGCAGGAGCAGAAAAAGAAGCAGGCUGAGGAGGAAGCCAAACGUCGCCUGUUAGACGAGAAGAAAGCUUUUGAGGAGGCCAGGCUGGGAAUGGGAGAUGAUGAGGAAGACAUUCAGCCGGCUCAGGAAGACAAGGAGGAGUUCCGACCUGGAAAACUGAGGUUGAGUUUUGAAGAGCUGGAGAGGCAAAGGGUAGAAGAUGAGCGCAAGAAAGCAGAGGGGGAGGCCAAGAGACGGAUGCAGGAGGAGAGAAGAGCUUUUGCUGAAGCCAGGAAGAGCAUGCUUGUGGAAGAGGAUGACGAGGCUCUGAUGGCCUUGCUGAACUUGGAGGGCAGUAAGCCUGGAAAGCUGUGUGCCAGUUUUGAGGAGCUGGAACGCCAGAGAAGAGAGGAGGAGCAGAAGAAGGCAGAGGAGGAGGCCAAGAAGAGACUGGAAGAGGAGAAGAGGCUCUUUGCUGAGGCCCGCAAGAGCAUGAGCCCUGGUCUGGAUCAGGAAAACUCUGCAUAUGGAGAUGAAACAGCACUAGAUGAGGAGGGAGAGUUGGUGAAGACUGAAUCUCAGGAAGCACUGAACCCGGGAAAACUGGAGAUCAACUUUGAGGAGCUGCUGAAACAGAAGGAGGAGGCUGAAAGGAGACGCAAGGCGGAGGAGCGCAAAAUGAAAAUGGAGCAGGAGAAGCAGGAGUUUGAACAACUCAGACAAGAGAUGGGCGAGGAUGAAGUGAAUGAAAGCUCGGAUGUUGUGAGCGCAGAGUAUGAAGAGCUGACUAAACUCAAGAGGACUGGCUCCAUCCAGGCCAAGGACCUCAAGUCCAAGUUUGAGAAAAUUAAGCAGCUGACUGAAGAGGAAAUUCAGAAAAAGAUUGAGAUGGAGAGAGCACGGAGAAAGGCCAUUGAUGAUGAAAUUAAAGAGAGAGAAGCUGAGCGGUGCCAGGGGGAGGAUGAGGAAGGUGAAACGACACCAGUGAGGGCUGAGGAGUCACCAUUCAAACAGAAGGUUGAUAUGAGAGCCCGAUUUGAACAAAUGGCCAAAGCCCGAGAAGAGGAGGAGAGGAGGAGGAUAGAGGAGCAGAAGCUGCAGAGAAUGCAGUUUGAACAGCAAGAGAUUGAUGCUGCACUGCAAAAAAAAAAGGAAGAUGAUGGUGAGGAGGAGGGAAGCAUCAUCAACGGCUCUGCGGCCUAUGAGGAUGAGGAGGAUCAUGCCAGAUCGGGUGCUCCAUGGUUUAAAAAACCUCUUAAAAAUCAAUCAGUGGUAGACACGGAGCCAGUUCGGUUCACCGUUAAGAUCACUGGGGAGCCCAAGCCGGAGGUGACCUGGUGGUUUGAGGGAGAGAUGCUCCAGGACUGUGAGGACUAUCAGUAUAUAGAGAGAGGAGAGACGUACUGCCUCUACCUGCCGGAGACCUUCCCAGAGGAUGAAGGAGAGUACAUGUGCAAGGCUGUGAACAGCAGAGGCACAGCAGCAAGUACCUGCAUCCUCACAAUAGAAACUUAUGACUACUGAUGCCCUUCCAUGUUCUGGAAACUUUCCCCGUUGUCCCUCACUCCUUUUGUAAAUCUUCAUCCCUCACAGUAUGGUCAACAGAGGGAAGAAAAUAGCAGUAUGCUUGGCAUUCCUAAGGGAGGGAUACACAACACACACACAGGAAAAAAAAAUGCAACAUGUUGUUUACGUAUUGCUCGAUUGUAAAGCUGCACUCCCUGUUAGAGUAGGAUAUUACCUGUGCCAAAAUACAAACAUGAUUUUUGUUCCCAUGCCAAGGGUUGCACAAAACUUCAAAACUAUCUUUGUCGUAAGGCCCCAACAAUAUUUGUAAUACCAGCAAUUUUAAGUAUCAUAGUACUGUAUUGUAUAUAUCACACUUUAUGGUCCACACAUGGCAAACAUGCUUGAGCUAUUGAAAUGUAAAAAAUAAAAUCUCCUUGUGUACUAAUUUUAAAGAACAUAAUACAGAAUAUCAGUAAAACAUCUUAAAUACUACUGCUCAACAACUGCAUCACUAUUAAUCAGCAUGUAGUUGUGUGUACUCUUCACCAUACUAGUAAAUGGUAUUGUGAUACUUGACUGGUAUUAUAUUGAGUUAGUCAUCACUUAAUUGGAAAACCACAGUGAUGGGUCUGUUGACACUGAAAUGCCAGUGGCAUAUUUUAGGAACAAAACCAUCUAAAAUCACAUGUACAUCCUGAUUUUUAAUGAAACUAUUCAAGUCCAGAUAAAGUGUUUUUUUUAAUUGCAGCAUCUAAAAAAAAUAAUGUUGAUUUUUCAUGUACCAACCCCCCUUUUUUGUUUUGAGUUAAAUGUAAUACUCUUGAUACAGUUGUUGUAAUUCAGUUGUGCUGGACAGUAGGUAACCGUUUUAUGGUUUGAUAAUGAAACAAAAAAACAUAGGCUAGCCUAAAUAUUUGUCAUAUAUUAUAAAUUAAAAUGUUUUAAUAAAAUGAACA